GAGAAGAAAACUUGCUGGCAAUUUUGAAAAGGAGAUGGUGGAAGUACAUGAUCCUGGGGAUAAUAGAUAUAGAAGCCAAUUACCUGGUAGUCAAAGCUUAUCAAUACACCACUCUUACCAGUGUACAGCUCCUAGACUGUUUUGUCAUCCCAGUGGUGAUACUGCUCUCCUGGUUCUUCUUACUGGUACGAUACAAGGCAGUGCAUUUCAUUGGGAUUGUGGUCUGCAUUCUGGGCAUGGGCUGCAUGGCAGGAGCAGAUGUUCUCGUUGGGAGACAGCAAGGAGCAGGUGAAAAUAAAUUGAUAGGCGAUCUCUUAGUGCUGGGCGGAGCAACGCUGUACGGCAUCUCCAACGUCUGUGAGGAGUACAUCGUCCGAAAUCUGAGUCGAGUUGAAUUCCUGGGCAUGAUCGGACUCUUUGGCUCCUUCUUCAGUGGAAUUCAGCUUGCAAUCAUGGAACACAAAGAGCUGUUGAAAGUUCCCUGGGAUUGGCAAAUAGGUUUGCUGUAUGUUGGCUUUAGCGCCUGUAUGUUUGGCCUCUACAGCUUUAUGCCAGUGGUCAUAAAGAAAACCAGUGCUACUGCUGUCAACCUCUCCCUACUCACAGCUGACCUGUACAGCCUCUUCUGUGGAUUGUUCCUCUUCCACUACAAGUUUUCAGGACUUUACUUGUUGUCAUUCUUCACUAUCCUUGUUGGGUUGAUGCUCUACUCCUCCACAUCCACCUACGUAGCCCAGGAUCCUCGGGUGUACAAGCAGUUUCGAAACCCUUCAGGACCUGUUGUCGACCUGCCAACCACUGGCCAGCUGGAGCCUUCGGUGACAUACACCAGCCUAGGGCAGGAGACAGAAGAGGAGCCUCAUGUUAGAGUUGCUUAAACCCAGGGCUGUUGAUCACCUACUGACAGUGGAGCUCGUAUAUCCAUUAUCUCUGUAUUGUACAUAGAGAAAGGUAUUUACCAGGUGCAGUUACACUGGUGAACUGCAAGGUAGCAAAUAAGGAAAGCUCAUAAAGAACACAAAUUAAUUGUUCCAGGUCGUUCAUUGCAAAGAGAUGCCAGUCCCUCGUUUACGAUAUGAGCAGCAUGUUUGCAAUACAAACAGCUGUGUAUGAAUCAGCUAAUAUCAAACUACCUGUGAAAGAUAUUCAACAUAUAAGAUGAAAUUACAGAAAGAAAUUCAUAGAAGGGUGUUUCUGCACCCACUGAGAGAUAGUAUGCCUAAGCCACACCAGUUGUGGAAAAAAACACCUUUUUACAGCAAGUACACUUUGUGCAGUCACUGUUAAUUUCUCUCUAAGAUUUGUUUGUUUGCACAAAAUAGAUGGGUUAGUCGUGGUAGCAACAGUCUGACACAUUUUUGCUAGCACCUUGAUUUGGUGAGGGAAAUACAAUGAGUUCAUCUGUACUAUCUGUCUAGUUGCCCUUUCUAGGUAAUCUGUUCCAUGAAUCCAGAGAAGGGACAACUUACAAUAUCCGUCUCUAUUCUAGGAAUAGGUAUAAGGCAAGCAUUUUAGCCUUUCUAUAUUUGCAGAAGUGAAGUACUCAAGCAUUGACCUCUCUAUGAUCCAUGGCAGAUUUCCUAGUGGCUGAGGUUCUGCAUUAGGUGACAGGGAGUUAGUUUCUCUGUAGUCGUGACUUAACACAGAUUUCUUACUUUUUAAAUUUUAAUCUGUAAAAAGAAAAACUCAUUUUCUAGUUUCCUAUGUAUUGUACCUCUCCACAGUAAGAUGACAUAUCAUGUGGAUCAGGGCACUUAUUUUAGACACUCAGUGCAUCGGGUGCACCUUCUGCUGUUCCAGUUUGCUUAGUCUCCUGUGGUUCAUUAUUCUAACAAUAGCUAUUUAGAAAUGUGGCAGUUCUUCACCAAAACCCACAAAUUGUAGAAAUCAGGAAGAU
Molecule: messenger RNA, 1897 nt
Organism: Acanthisitta chloris (rifleman)
Lineage: Eukaryota; Metazoa; Chordata; Aves; Passeriformes; Acanthisittidae
Gene: SLC35F1
Product: solute carrier family 35, member F1
Exons: 6
Biological process (GO): transmembrane transport
Cellular component (GO): membrane
Molecular function (GO): transmembrane transporter activity
Source: RefSeq, a predicted model, not a curated record